Molecule: messenger RNA, 260 nt
Organism: Ilex paraguariensis (yerba mate)
Lineage: Eukaryota; Viridiplantae; Streptophyta; Magnoliopsida; Aquifoliales; Aquifoliaceae
Source: the annotation of a GenBank genome assembly
AUGUCGUCUUUGAGCAGAGAAUUGGUGUUUCUCAUACUCCAGUUUCUGGAGGAGGAGAAAUUUAAGGAGUCUGUGCACAAGCUUGAGCAAGAGUCGGGGUUUUUCUUUAACAUGAAAUACUUUGAGGAGAAAGUCCAUGCUGGUGAAUGGGAAGAAGUUGAGAAAUACCUGUCUGGAUUUACUAAAGUCGACGAUAACAGAUACUCCAUGAAGAUAUUCUUUGAAAUCAGGAAGCAGAAGUAUCUCGAAGCUCUUGAUCG